AUGCAAAAAGGUUUGUCAAGGUUAUCUUUGUUCGUCCCCUACUACUACUAUGGCAUUUUGAUAAUUCCCGAUGGGGAGUCAAUACAUGCGGCAAUCGGUUCAUACCAUAUCAAGUUAUCGCAUCCACACAUACUGAAUACCCCUGGAAAGGGAUCAGACGUCCACAAGGGCAGUAAACUAUUAGUGCAGACAGCGGUGGAUGCCCAGCGAACACGUUGCCAACAGCUGACAUCUGCGGUGUCCCAGAAGCUGCAAUAG
Molecule: messenger RNA, 258 nt
Organism: Opisthorchis viverrini
Lineage: Eukaryota; Metazoa; Platyhelminthes; Trematoda; Opisthorchiida; Opisthorchiidae
Exons: 1
Coding region: 1-258 (85 amino acids)
Source: RefSeq, a predicted model, not a curated record